CAGCAGGAAAAGUGCAUGAGAAAGGAGCUUGAGCAGCGUAGUAUAGUAGCUGGCUCACCCGUAUGGAUUAGACUCGUGAGGACAAUAACGAUGGGGGCUCGAGCGACUGAAACAACUCGGGAACUGGAAAGCGCCUCUGCAAAGUAUCAAAUAGGAGGACAUGCAGAGAAAAUGUGGCAACGGCUCAAAGGAAUAUUAAGAUGCUUGGUAAAGCAGCUGGAGAAGGGUGACAUUAAUGUGGUGGAUUUAAAAAAGAAUAUUGAAUAUGCAGCAUCUGUUCUGGAAGCUGUUUAUAUUGAUGAAACCAGGAAACUUUUGGACACUGAGGAUGAACUCUCUGACAUCCAGUCGGAUUCGGUCCCGCUGGAAGUGCGGGACUGGUUAGCUUCUACAUUCACAAGAGAAAUGGGAAUAGCAAAGAGGAGAUCUGAAGAAAAGCCCAAAUUCCGAAGCAUUGUGCAUGCUGUACAGGCUGGGAUUUUUGUAGAAAGGAUGUAUCGAAGAACUUCAAGCAUGGUUGGUUUGGCAUACCCAUCAGAAGUGAUAGUCACAUUUAAGGAUGUUGAUAAAUGGUCUUUUGACGUAUUUACCCUAAAUGAAGCAAGUGGAGAGCACAGUCUGAAAUUUAUGAUGUAUGAGCUGUUUACCCGAUAUGACCUUUUGAGCCGUUUCAAGAUCCCUGUUCCCAAUCUUAUUUCAUUUGCUGAAGCUCUUGAAGUUGGUUACAGCAAAUACAAAAAUCCAUAUCACAAUUUGGUCCAUGCAGCUGACGUUACUCAAACUGUGCAUUACAUAAUGAUUCACACUGGUAUCAUGCACUGGCUCACAGAACUGGAAAUUUUAGCAAUGAUCUUUGCAGCUGCCGUCCAUGAUUAUGAACAUACUGGGACCACAAACAAUUUUCAUAUUCAGACAAGGUCAGAUGUUGCUAUAUUGUACAAUGAUCGUUCUGUUCUUGAAAAUCAUCAUGUAAGUGCUGCUUAUAGACUCAUGCAAGAAGAAGAGAUGAACAUCCUGGGUAAUUUAAACAAAGAUGACUGGAGGGAGUUGCGUAGCUUGGUCAUUGAGAUGGUCUUGUCUACAGAUAUGUCAGGUCACUUUCAACAAAUUAAAACGAUGCGACACACUCUACAGCAGACACAGGGGGUAGACAAAGCCAAAGCCAUGUCUUUGAUUCUACAUGCAGCAGACAUAAGCCAUCCAGCAAAAUCCUGGGAACUGCACUACCGGUGGACCAUGGCCCUGAUGGAAGAAUUUUUUCGACAGGGAGACAAGGAAGCUGCUUUAGGUCUUCAGUUUUCCCCACUCUGUGACCGCAAGUCCACUUUGGUCGCUCAGUCCCAAAUAGGUUUCAUUGAUUUCAUUGUAGAACCAACAUUUUCUCUUCUCACGGACUCAAUGGAGAAAAUUGUUAUGCCUCUUAUAGAGGAAGCAUCAAAAUCUGAAAGUCCUGCAUUUGGGACCCCCAGUCAAAAUAGUUUGGGAGUAGUAAGCAAUGCUGAAGCACAAAGACGACCUGGUUUUAAAAGCACAGGUGAUGGAGGGACUCACGCAGAAAAUUCUCUAGCAACUGUAGACCUAAGGAGCUUUAAGGACAACUUGAUGAAGAUCAUUCAAGCAAACAAAGAAAGAUGGAAAGAAUUAGCAGCAGAAGAAGAACUUGUGAAAAAUGUUGAUGAACAGGAAAAAGACCAAAGCAGAAAUUCCACAGAUGCACAGUUACAGGAAGAGACAACAAGGAUACAAAAUGAGAGUAGUCAGGGAAGUGAUGGUACAACCUGUCCUCCCAGAUCCAUCGUCCUACAAGUAGUCUCUUUCGACACUUCUCUGAGUGAUGAAUCCAACUCAGAAAAAUGCACUAACUCUGAUCCGAACCAGAAAGAUCUCACCGAUGCCCAGCAAGAAACACAGAAUACAGACCCACUGAAUGGUGAACCUAAACACUGUAAGAAGCCAGAAGAUAUGGUAAAAGCCACAGAGCAGAAAGAAGCACUGAUACAAAACUAGAUUUUCUAUUUCUUAAAAGCUUCUGACAUUUCAGGCAGGACAGGAGAAAAGAAGCACUCUAGCUGUUCCUACCUCGUGCUCUCAGAGGCCGUUAUCUGUCAACUUGUUCUUGGAUCAUCCUGUUUCUGUGGAAAGUGAAUGGACAAAAUGUUCAAAAGUGUAAAAUGUAAAACUGAGCUGGUAACUCAAGGCACUUAACAACUUGCAAGAUUUCGGUUGUAUUUAUUGUUGCUAUUUCCUCUUCUAUUCUGCUUUCUUAAAUUAGCCAAAAUAAUUUUUUCAGCCAAAGUUGGACCUUGCUUUGUUGCAUCACUGGCAUCAAACAUUUCCAGUUAACCAUGAGAUAUGUGAAAACGCGACAUUUAUCAUCUGCCUGGGAUUGCUGUUACAUGUCACUGCUGCUGGCAUCCAGUGAAAAUGGAAAGUCAAAAUGAAAUGUGUUUCUAAAUACUUGUUCAUGCAAUCAUACUGCAUGCAACAUAAAAGUCUUACUUGUUAGUUUCCUUAAAAUAUCUGGAAAUAAAUGUGUGUAGACUGUACAGAAAAGUUGCAGAGUUACACUGACCAGCCUGCAUAGAUGAUGAUUUUUCUCCACUGUGGUGGCUGCCAUAUGGACAGAACUGGUGUUGAGCAGAGAAGUAUUUGAAAUAUCUGAGUAUUUUGGAAGACAUCAGCAAUGUUGUCAGCCCUACCAUGAAGCUGGUGCUUAUUGUUUUAUAGGGUAGAAGAGACAGCAACAGGAAUACAUGAAAAUUACUUCACUUCAGCAAAAUAAUGUGUUGCCUCUCAGACAGAAUUGGAAGGUGACACUGAGGCCUUAUAUUAUGAUUUAUCUCACAUGCAAAGUCAACAACAUGCAUCCUGCAAAAUCUUUGCCAGUUUCUUUCUGAGGGGUGGCAAAAACAGAGCACAUGGGCAGUCACCUUUGCAAGAAGCCUCAGAAGGAGCCCAGAAAGAAACUCCAUUUUCAUCUCCACUUCCCUCAAGCUGCACAUGACUCCUCCAGACUUGUCUGGGUGUCCUGUGUGGCUGCAGCCAACCUCAUUUCCCUCUGCUGGAACCUGCCAGGAAACUUCCAGGCUCCCCUUCAAGUUGUAGGCUCUUGGGUGGCUCAGGUUGCUGCUCUCCCAGCUCUCAUUUUUGAACCCUGUGGUUAUUAUCUCACUGACCAAAAAGUCUUUAUAAUCAGCCAUGGUCUGCUCUGAAGAGGACUCAUGGGGCAGUGGCACUCCUCUCUGGGCAGAGAGUGAUUGAGAUCUACGUGUCAUUCAUCUGCUGUUUCAGGGGUCUGAGUAGAGCUCAACAGGCAUCAGGCUCAACUUCAAAAAGGGCACGCUUUGUCCCAAUUGAAGAAGGAGUUGUAAAAUAAUCACCCUGGACUGAGGGACCCUUACAUGUUCAUACCUGUUGACUGUCUCUUUUCUGACAGCGGAGCAAUCAAAACUGAGCUGGGAACAGUGUAAACUCUGAGCCGUGGGAUAAGAGCAUGCCAAAAGGUGGGAUUCCUGUCAUUGAAUAUGUAAGCCAUAUGCGUGCUAUGCAUAAGUAGUAUGCAUAGUCUUAACUUAAGAAAUGUUUGUGCAUAUAGGAUGUAAAAAAUGCAUUUAAAUUGUUUUGUGUAUCUGGUCCAGGGCUUGUAUUUAGCAUGGACAAAUUUCUGUACAGUGAAGUUAAUGAAUGAAAUGUUAACAAAUGAAAUUGUAUCAUAUAUGUUAUAAUGCAAUCAAUAUUUUUUGCUAAGAGUUAAGAAUUUAUAUAUUCUCUGCUAGUGUUUGAGCAAAUUAUUAGUAGCCUGGACCACUCUGUGCACCUUUGCAUCCUUUUUCGGAAUGUUGGACUCUUUUUUUUUCCUUUGUAAUAAAAUGUAAACCAUC
Messenger RNA from Manacus vitellinus (golden-collared manakin), 3881 nucleotides. It is a transcript of the gene PDE1A, whose product is annotated as phosphodiesterase 1A. Gene Ontology annotation, molecular function: 3',5'-cyclic-nucleotide phosphodiesterase activity. Gene Ontology annotation, biological process: signal transduction. NCBI's taxonomy places the organism in Eukaryota, Metazoa, Chordata, Aves, Passeriformes, Pipridae. The record is from RefSeq and is a predicted model, not a curated record.